AAACACCACCACUCAGCCAAUAAUUUGUGAUUAUGUUAAAAGAGCGACAACGAUUCACACAGUUGCUAAACCCAAAACCCUGACCAGUCGCCGCAAACACCACCACUCCCUCAAUUAGCCACCGUGACCACUCGCCGCAACCACCACUUUAACGGCACUGCUGCUAGUUUCAUAGUUGUGGAAUUCAGUAGAUCACCUAGAGAGGCCAUGGAUACUACUCCGAACAAUGAACAAAUUAGCAGAGAAUCUCCACAGCUUGUUGCUCUGCUGAAGGAAAUGAAGUGCGGUUUGGACACUUUUAGGAAUAAAAUCCAGGCUUUAACAGCUAAAGUGAAAGCUGAUAAUUUCCCUACAUCAGAUGGGAUAAGCUAUCUUGAGGCAAAACACUUGCUGCUUCUAAACUAUUGCCAGUCACUUGUUUAUCUUCUGCUGUGCAAGGCAACCGGAUUAUCAAUUCAGCAGCAUCCAGUUGUUAGGAGUCUUGUUGAGAUUAGAUUAUUCUUAGAGAAGAUUAGGCCAAUCGAUAGGAAACUCCAAUAUCAAAUUAAAAAACUGACAAGGACCACAACAACAGUGGAGAAACAAGGCUCGAAUGGGAAGGAAGCAGAUGAAACUCCGGAGGGUGAGGACUCAUUAAAACUUCGCCCGAAUCCUGACUUACUUGUUAGCAAAACAAAUACAACUAUGGAGAAUCGUAGUGGUGUAUAUCAACCCCCGAAAUUCGCACCUUCUUCUAUGGAUGAAGAUAAGAUGUCAAGACAGGAGAGAAAUGCUCGGAGAAGAGAUGAAGAAAUUUUACGACAAGCAAGGAAGAGUGCUUAUGUUAGGGAGCUAAUGAAUGAUCUUGAGGGAAGACCUGAAGAGGUGGUCAGAGAAAAUCUAGGAUCAGACAGUAGAGAAGUGAUGGAUGCCAUUGCAAAGAUAGAAGACCGUGCUCGUCGAGAAGAGGAACUUUUCUCCCGUGCUCCGCUCACUAAAGUUGAGAAAAAGAAGAUUAAACAUUUAAAGAAAUCAAGAAACGGGUUGCUUGGUCUGACUGAAAGUUUUUAUGAUGAGAUUAAAACUUUGCCGCUGGAGGGUGACAUAAUGGAGCAACCUUCAUCCAACUAUAGCAAUGCUACAAGGUUCGGAGAUGAAAAAUUUAAGAAGCGGAAGAGAAAACACUAAGAUGGGGCAAAUCCAGGAUUGGAAAAACACCGAGGAGCCAAAUCUAUGAUUCUUAGAAUGCUCCAUACAAGAAUGAUCAUCUGUGAUUCAUUUUGGAGUUUUGAGUUUGUUGUUGUUU
This is a messenger RNA of Striga asiatica, 1285 nucleotides long. The record is from the annotation of a GenBank genome assembly. NCBI's taxonomy places the organism in Eukaryota, Viridiplantae, Streptophyta, Magnoliopsida, Lamiales, Orobanchaceae.